Molecule: messenger RNA, 4561 nt
Organism: Kogia breviceps (pygmy sperm whale)
Lineage: Eukaryota; Metazoa; Chordata; Mammalia; Artiodactyla; Physeteridae
Source: RefSeq, a predicted model, not a curated record
AGCCGCUGUGGAGGGAGCGGGACCCGGGUCUGGGUUUCCCCGCCUGCGGAGAGCGUUCUCCAGGCAGGCCGACGGCAUUGUGCGACGCCGGAGGGCAAUGGGCAAUGAAGACGACGGGCCGCUCGAGAAAGCUCGGCUCGAAGGGGAAUCAGAGUAGUAUGAUGAGUAGGGCAGGUUGGGAGGAAGCCCGGAAGCGGCGACCAGAGCAUAGACACCGGAAGGUUUCCGAACGUGCUGUCCUGGCCGUGACAGGUCUGCAUACCGUGGUGGGAAGUGAGGGGGCUUCCGUGGACCGAGAGACCAAGGCAUUGGCGGACCCUUUCCUGUGGAUGUCGGUCACCAAAAACAGCCGAGUGGAAUCACAGCGUGUGCCCAGCACCGAGGUCACUGGGGUCAGAUGGCCACAGGAAGUGCUCCCGGGACUGCCAGCUGAAGAGUCGCUGCUGGACCCCAGCCCCAUCACCAUGGGCAGCCCGGAGGGGCGCUUCCAUUUUGCCAUCGACCGUGGAGGCACCUUCACAGAUGUCUUUGCCCAGUGCCCCGGGGGGCACGUGAGGGUCUUAAAGCUGCUCUCAGAAGACCCCGCCAGAUAUGUGGACGCACCCACCGAGGGCAUCCGCCGCAUCCUGGAGCAGGAGGGGGGCAUGCUGUUGCCGCGGGACCAGCCGCUGGACACCAGUCGCAUCGCCAGCAUCCGCAUGGGCACCACGGUAGCGACCAACGCGCUGCUGGAACGGCGCGGGGAGCGGGUGGCACUGCUGGUGACUCGCGGCUUCCGAGACCUGCUGCACGUGGGCACCCAGGCCCGUGAAGACCUCUUUGACCUGGCUGUGCCCAUGCCCGAGAUGCUGUACGAGGAGGUGCUGGAAGUGGACGAGCGUGUGGUGCUGUAUCGAGGGGAGCCAGGGGCUGGGACGCGCGUGGAAGGUACGCACGCCCGAGUGUUGGGGUGCGGGGCAGCAGGCCCAGAGGGGCCUUUGACGGGGCAGCGGCGGGCUUCCCUGCAGGCCGCACGGGGGACCUGCUGGAGGUGCAGCAGCCUGUGGACCUGGGGGGCCUGCGAGGGAAGCUGGAGCGGCUCCUGUCCCGAGGCAUCCACAGCCUGGCCGUGGUGCUCAUGCACUCGUACACGUGAGUGUGGGCCGGCUGGGGCCGCGGGCGGCGGGUGGGCCAGCAGGUGGGCGGCUAGCUCAGCGGCACUGGGCCGUCAUCGUAGGUGGGCCCAGCACGAGCAGCAGGUGGGCGCCCUGGCCCGGGAGCUGGGCUUCGCGCACGUGUCGCUGUCCUCGGAGGCCACGCCCAUGGUGCGCAUCGUGCCUCGGGCUCACACUGCCUGCACGGACGCCUACCUCACACCCGCCAUCCGGCGCUACGUGCAGGGCUUCUGCCGUGGCUUCCAGGGUCAGCUCCAGGACGUGCAGGUGCUAUUCAUGCGCUCCGAUGGCGGCCUGGCGCCCCUGGACUCCUUCAGUGGCUCCCGCGCGGUGCUCUCGGGCCCUGCUGGGGGCGUGGUUGGUUACUCAGCCACCACCUACCGGGCGGAGGGUGGCCAUCCUGUCAUCGGCUUCGACAUGGGAGGCACGUCUACCGACGUGAGCCGCUAUGCUGGCGAAUUUGAGCACGUCUUCGAGGCCAGCACGGCCGGUGUCACCCUCCAGGCCCCCCAGCUGGACAUCAACACCGUGGCAGCCGGCGGGGGCUCCCGCCUCUUCUUCAGGUCAGGCCUCUUCGUGGUGGGGCCAGAGUCUGCCGGAGCCCACCCCGGCCCCGCUUGCUACCGCAAAGGAGGCCCUGUGACCCUGACGGAUGCUAACCUGGUCCUGGGGCGCCUGCUGCCUGCCUCCUUCCCCCACAUUUUUGGGCCGGGAGAGGACCAGCCGCUGUCCCCGGAGGCGUCCCGAAAGGCCCUGGAGGCUGUGGCCACCGAGGUCAACAGCUUCCUGACCAACGGGCCUUGUCCGGCCUCCCCACUGAGCCUGGAGGAGGUGGCCAUGGGGUUUGUGCGCGUGGCCAACGAGGCCAUGUGCCGGCCCAUCCGUGCGCUCACGCAGGCACGAGGCCACGACCCCUCGGCCCACGUGCUGGCUUGCUUUGGGGGAGCUGGUGGGCAGCACGCUUGCGCCAUCGCCCGGGCCCUGGGCAUGGACACCGUGCACAUUCACAGGCAUAGUGGGCUGCUGUCGGCACUGGGACUGGCCCUGGCAGACGUGGUGCACGAGGCACAGGAGCCCUGCUCCCUGCCCUAUGCUCCCGAGACCUUUGUGCAGCUGGACCAGAGGCUGAGCCGCCUGGAGGAGCAGUGUGUGGACGCCCUGCGGGCCCAGGGCUUCCCCAGGGCCCAGAUUAGCACCGAGAGCUUCCUGCACCUGCGCUACCAGGGCACAGACUGCGCCCUGAUGGUGUCCGCCCACCAGCGCCCAGCCACUGCCCGCUCCCCCAGAGCGGGCGACUUUGGGGCAGGCUUCGUUGAGAGGUACAUGAGGGAGUUCGGCUUCAUCAUCCCCGAGCGGCCAGUGGUGGUGGACGACGUGCGGGUGAGGGGCACUGGCCGCAGUGGCCUUCGCCUCGAGUCCGUCCCGAAAGUCCAGAGUGGGCCUCCCCGGGUAGACAAGAUGACCCAUUGCUACUUCGAGGGGGGCUACCAGGAGACCCCCGUGUACCUGUUGGGCGAGCUGGGCUUCGGGCACAAGCUGCAGGGGCCUUGCCUCAUCAUUGACAGCAACAGUACCAUCCUGGUGGAGCCAGCCUGCCAGGCAGAGGUGACCGAGACCGGGGACGUCCGCAUCUCCGUGGGGGCUGAGGCCCCCAGCGCGGUGGGUGCCCAGCUUGACCCCGUCCGCCUGUCCAUCUUCUCCCACCGCUUCAUGAGCAUCGCUGAGCAGAUGGGCCGCAUCCUGCAGCGCACGGCCAUCUCCACCAACAUCAAGGAGCGCCUGGACUUCUCCUGCGCCCUCUUUGGGCCCGACGGGGGGCUGGUCUCCAACGCCCCUCACAUCCCUGUGCACCUGGGUGCCAUGCAGGAGACGGUGCAGUUCCAGAUCCGGCACUUGGGGGCUGACCUCCACCCCGGCGACGUGCUGCUGAGCAACCACCCCAGCGCCGGGGGCAGCCACCUGCCGGACCUGACCGUCAUCACACCGGUGUUUUGGCCGGGCCAGACGCGGCCUGUGUUCUACGUGGCCAGCCGCGGGCACCACGCGGACAUUGGGGGCCUCACACCGGGCUCCAUGCCCCCCCACUCCACCACCCUGCAGCAGGAGGGCGCCGUCUUUCUGUCCUUCAGACUCGUCCAGGCGGGUGUCUUCCAGGAGGAGGCGGUAACUGAAGCCCUGCUGGCACCAGGCAAGAUUCCAGGCUGCAGCGGAACGCGGAACCUGCACGACAACCUGUCAGAUCUGCGUGCCCAGGUGGCAGCCAACCAGAAGGGCACCCAGCUGGUGGGCGAGCUCAUCGAGCAGUAUGGCCUGGCUGUGGUGCAGGCCUACAUGGGCCAUGUUCAGGCAAACGCUGAGCUAGCUGUGCGAGACAUGCUUCGGGCCUUUGGAAUCUCCCGGCAGGCCCGGGGCCUGCCCCUGGAGGUGUCUGCGGAGGACCACAUGGACGACGGCUCUCCCAUCCGACUCCGAGUGCAGGUCGACCCGAGUCAGGGUAGCGCGGUGUUUGAUUUCAGCGGCACGGGGCCCGAGGUGUGGGGCAACCUCAACGCGCCUCGCGCCAUCACGCUGUCUGCGCUCAUCUACUGCCUUCGCUGUCUGGUCGGCCGCGACAUCCCACUCAACCAGGGCUGCCUGGCACCGGUGCAUGUUGUGAUCCCCAAGGGCUCCAUCCUGGACCCGUCCCCAGAGGCGGCGGUGGUGGGCGGCAACGUGCUUACGUCGCAGCGGGUGGUGGACGUCAUCCUGAGGGCCUUCGGGGCCUGCGCCGCUUCCCAGGGCUGCAUGAACAACGUGACCUUGGGCAACGCCCACGUGGGCUACUACGAGACGGUGGCGGGCGGCGCGGGCGCGGGCCCCGGCUGGCACGGGCGCAGCGGUGUGCACAGCCACAUGACCAACACGCGCAUCACCGACCCCGAGAUCCUGGAGAGCAGGUACCCAGUUAUCCUGCGCCGCUUCGAACUGAGACGGGGGUCUGGGGGGCGCGGCCGCUUCCGGGGCGGCGAUGGCGUUAUCCGCGAGCUGCUUUUUCGUGAGGAGGCGCUACUGUCGGUGCUGACCGAGCGCCGCACCUUCCAGCCUUACGGCCUUAUGGGGGGUGAGCCCGGAACCCGGGGCCUAAACCUACUGAUCCGGAAGGACGGCCGGACAGUGAAUCUGGGUGGGAAGACCUCGGUGCCCGUGUGCCCCGGGGAUGUGUUCUGUCUCCACACACCAGGCGGCGGGGGCUAUGGGGACCCAGAGGACCCCGCCCCUCUGCCGGCGUCGCUCCUGCAGCCCCCAGCCUUCCCUGAGCGGGGCAGCGUCUACGAGUACCGCAGGGCCCAGGAGACUGUGUGAGGGAGGGCCCCGUACAAUAAAGGUCCUUUAGGUCGUCCUGUUCCAGUGGCGGCUGGCCAGGCUCA